ACAUCUGCUAAAUAUGUGUAUGUGACCAAUAAAAUGUGAUUUCACACACACAUACACACACACACUGUGUGAAGGGGACUUGGUGACAAGCUUGCACAAACUAAUCACUGUGGAUAAAAGCUUUUAGAAUCUCUUCUGUCACUUUAAGACAAACUGCUCCACCCCCCUGUGUCUUGCCCGGACAGCCCCAAGAGAGAGAGUUUGUGUGUUUGUGCACGCACCCCUGUCUGUGUGUGUGAGAGAGCACUGAGCAGGGGUUACGGCAGGAGAAUAAAAGCUAGCAGCGCCCCUUUAUUAACAUUCAAGUCCGGUCGCCUUGCUGUCCUUCUCUCCCGUCUCUCACUGCCAGCAGCUCUGACACAAACAGUCUUAUGCAACUAGCCAGGCCUCAGCUCACCGACAGGAAUCCUAAACAGCACAAGACCAUGAAGAAACAAAACUACUGAAAGAUAAAUCGACCUGGUCAGAGCACCGGCUUUUUACAGAUGCAGCUUCCAGAAACACUGAGCCAAUCUUUUCUGAUCUUUUUGUCUUCUCAUAAUUCUUGGGUCUUUUUGUGACUCGCUCAUAUCCCGGCUACAGCUUUGCCCUUCCACCUCUGAAAGGAAAAGUGUCUUCAGGAUACAAAAGACUUCAUUUGAACAGUCCACUGCAUUCCAUAGAAAGAGACAAAAACAGGAGUGUUCCACAAGUUUUCUAGCAAGAGUUCUACCACUUCCAAUCCAAAGUGUUCUAAUCUAGUGUUCUAGCCUGAGCGGAGGUCGUUUCAGUUCCUGAGGAUGCUGAACCUAAACUCCCCGGACAGCAACACUAACAGCAACAGUAACUCCCUGUCGGACCCCGUGUCUCUCAACGUUGGCGGUGAGAUCUACACCACGACCCUGGACACUCUGACGCGGUACCAAGACUCCAUGCUGGGGGCUAUGUUCACCGGACGGAUCUCCACGCUCCGGGACAAACGCGGGAAUGUGUUCAUCGACCGCGACGGGAAGGUUUUCCGCUAUAUCCUGAACUUCCUGCGUUCCAGCUCCCUGGACCUGCCGGAGGGGUUCUCUGAGAUGAGGUUGCUGAGGAGGGAGGCAGAUUUCUUCCAGAUACUCCCCCUACUGGAUGACAUACGGCGGCGCAUCGAGGCCGGACCGCUCAGCCUGAGAGACGCACCCAGAGGAGCCAUGCUGCUGGUGGACGUGGACUGCCAGGUGCGCGUGCUACACUUCAAUCUACGCCGUGCUCCCGAGAACUAUGAACUCCGCACAUGCUCAGUGCGCAUCCUCACAGCCGAAAUCUUCUGUACCUGGCGUGCCUUUCUGGUUCUCCUUUGUGAGCGUUUCUCCUACCGCACCACCCAGGGUCCUACCUCCCCCCAACCCAGUGACCAGCGCCACAACCGGCUCAAACUGGAGUGGGUUCCCCGGCCAGACGAACUUCCCCAGGACCAGUAUGAGAAACAGCAGUACCGAGGACUCGUCGUCUCGGACUCUUGGGCCACACAGACCCACUCUGGGGAGCUCUGUGAUGUCAUCAUCCCGCGCUGCAGCCCCUGUGAGGUCAAAGACAUGUGCGGGUUUGUGGAGGAGCUUCUGACGGUGUCUCUGGCGGAGGGUUUUAGGGUCGACUCAGUGACCCCUGACCCCAUGGACAUUUUGAACUGCCGUACUUUGCAGCUUGUACGGUAGUGAUAUAGCACGUUCCAGCUCACCACUGAACCACCAGUUAUAGACUUACUCAGACUAAAAGAACAAAAGGUCACCCUAUAAUGUUUCCAACCUACUGAACAUGACUGCUUAUGAAUGGUCUAUAACUAACAGACUUUACUAACAUUGGAAAGUUAAGGUCGCUCUAUAAUGUUUACAAUCCUCUCUUUGAUGUGAAGCUGAGACUGAUCCUACCAUCUGAACCCUCUAACGAACUCUGACCUCAGUAGCCCUGCAGUGGAGCAGACUGUUCUUGACGUGUUGUAGUCUGUUCUAAACUGUAGGGUAGGCCUUCAUCUGGUUUUACAGAAUAUACCCUGUCCCCAACGAAAGGAAUGGUUGUCAGCUCGUCCUGUUGAUGAUCAGUGCAAUUCUUAAAGAGACAGCGAGAGACGGAGACCGGGUGUGUGGUAGAGUGAGUUUGUGGUGGAGUGUCUGUGAGAGAGUGUGCUGCACUGGUUGGAGGGGUGAUCCGACCAUUCCACAGAGCUGGUAUGAGUAUAUUUGCUGGUAUUGUUUUGUAAAACAGUGUUACAGAGUUCUGUGUACUGUGUAAUAAACUAACCAGUCUGUAGAUAUGUUUACAGCUCAUCAAUUUAAUAAACACUACUAAAUGAAAGGUAUUUCUCCCUGAACCCCUAUCAUUCAGACUGGUUCAAGUUCCUGUCCUGUAGGAAGGGGGAUGAGAUGUGUAAUUUUAGAAUGGAGAAAGGAGGAAGUAUGUGAGAGGAAAAGAUUAGUAUGGAAGAGGAAAGAUGCCUGUUUGGAAAACAGCUAGUCUCUUCCUCCUAUCCAUCUACUCAGCCCCCAAGCAGCUGUGUUUGCAGAUUCGAAGGAAACAGAUACAGUGCAUUCGGAAAGUAUUCAGACACCUUGACUUUUUCCACAUUUUGUUACGUUACAGCCUUA
Coregonus clupeaformis (lake whitefish) is the source of this 2603-nucleotide messenger RNA. RefSeq names its product BTB/POZ domain-containing protein KCTD21. The record is from RefSeq and is a predicted model, not a curated record. Gene Ontology annotation, molecular function: protein binding. Bases 780 to 1676 code for a protein of 298 amino acids. NCBI's taxonomy places the organism in Eukaryota, Metazoa, Chordata, Actinopteri, Salmoniformes, Salmonidae. Gene Ontology annotation, biological process: protein homooligomerization. The transcript has 2 exons.